AUAGACUGAACGAAGUACCAGACAUCCAGUCAGUACUCAACCCUCAAGUUUUUCAUAGGAAUUUGGACAGUGCAAUGUUAUUUCAUUAUUAGACGAUGAAUGUGGUAGGCUACGUUGCGGAUAUGUUUGCGUAAAUUUCAAAUAUUUAUUGAAUGACUCAAUUGACGAAAACUGUUACUUUCGUGGCAAUUCUAUAAUAAUAUCUAUAUUGUUUAGGUUUCUAGUUGGGAGGACUCAUAGAAUUUGUCUCCAGAUUUAUUAAAGCUUUUGUACAUUUUUUCUCCCGUAAAACCAAGAGAAAACGAAGAUAAAGUUGUAUUGUCUAUUAUUAUUACCUCCCUCAUCCUUUCAUUUUUAUUUGGACCUGUUCAUCUUUUAUUUCGGUGUACAUAACUCGUUUUGGUGUGUGAGUGUGUGUGUCCGUGUGUACUUGCGCGUGUGUGUUCGCCUGCACGCGCUGUGUAGCGGAUGUGGCAAACUAAUGAGAGCCGCUGAUAUUGUCCUACAAUUGGAGAGUUUCCUGCUUUUGUUUGGAGACCCAGGCACCUCCUCUGAAAAAGUGUUCCUUCAGAAGCUAAAGGAACUUUGCGCGUGGAAGGGAGUCGGUGUUAACUUCUUAUUUAUUUUCUCUAAAUUAUCAUAUUUGAAAGUUAUUGAAGCUCUUGGAGCGUUAUUUUUGUUACUGUGUGGUUCAAUGAUAAAAUAGGAUAUUUCCCCGAUAUGAGGAGUUGAACAAUCUGAGUUUUGGAGACAAGAAGAAAGGCCUUGGGAUGGCCGGUGCUCUGGCUCUCCUCUCCGCUUUAUACAGCGCAUCAUCUUCCGCUGAACUUUCUUAUUCCGUAUUGGAGGAUUUAAAACCGAGGUCCUUUGUCGGGACACAGUGAAGGACUUGGGCCUCGGCGUACUAAUUCAUGUGAACUGAAACCCACAAGUUGUGUCUGAAUCUUUUGCCAAGUAUUUUGACGUGAACGCGAGUUUUAGUAAUCAAACAAACUAUGGACAGAGAACGUCUUUGUGCAUUAACUUUGCCAUGUUCUCUUACUGUUCAAAUUGUUUUUCAAAACCCUCAGGAAUUCCACCGUUUUGUCAUAAAAAAAGAUUUAUCUUGAAGUAUCUGAGGCUACCGUACCGGGCACCGGGUUUUGUUUGGACAGUACACCGGAUCUAGAUGUAGACAUCAACUCAUUACGCACAUUCAUCCUCAGUCGUAUUGAAAGUUGAAUCAAAAAGUGAUGGCAGGAAAUCCCCCGAGUUAUUACUGGAGAAACCUCUGGACAGUGAAAAGCAGUCAGUAUUCCACCUGCUGCUUGCUGCUGUAGAUGGUAGACAACCUGAGAAAUCAGGGACUACUUCUGUUCUUAUUAAUAUACUAGAUGUCAAUGGCAAUGCUCCAGUACUUGACCAGCUAAUGAAAACAGCUAGUUUAAUGGAAAACUCUCCACCAAGCACAUUAUUGACUAAACUCAGGGCAUCUGGCUCUGAUUCUGGUCUUAAUGGGGAGAUAUCUUAACUCUUUAGUAAUAUAUCUUAACUCUUUAGUAAGUACGGAUUUCACCUGUCUUCGGGUGAAAUCCGAGUGAAAGGAGAGGUGGAUUAUGAAAUGGCUGACAGUUAUGACAUCACUGUGAAUGCCAGGGCCCCCGCCAUGGGAGGCUCCUGUCACAUUCAAGUCAAAAUCAAUGACAUGAAUGACAACAAGCCAAAGAUAAUCAUAAAUGCAUGGUCCAGGAGGACGUAUAAUCAGACACUGUCAUAGCCUUGAUCACUUGUAGAAAUGGGGAGGUUGACGUCCGCAUUCCCUCUGGGUUUUAAUUUAUGCCCUGGUUACAGACGGCCCUUUGGACCGAGAGGCUGUGACUGAAUACACCAUCACCAUGACAGCCACAGACUCCGGCUCUCCCCCUCGCUCUGCACUACAGCCCAUUGUGGUCGCUCUUCCAGGUGUAAAUGACAAUGCCCCCCUCUUCUCCCAGUCCUCCUACUCUGUUGAUAUAGCGGAGAACAAUGCCCAUGGUGCUCUCCUCCUGACUGUGACUGUGUUCGACCAGGACCUCGGCCAGAACGCCCGCCUCUCCUUCUCCAUCCUGGAUCGUGAGGUGCAAGGCUCGGCCGUGUCCUCUUUGGUCUACGUAAACUCUGAGAACGGCGACCUGCAUGCCAUUCGUGCCCUCGACCAUGAGCAGGGGAAUGUGUUCCAGGUGCAGGUUAAGGAGGCGGGGAUAACCGUACAGAGCUCCAUUGUGACCAUGCAUGUGUUUGUGAUCGAUGAGAAUGACCACGCACCUGCCCUGAUCUAUCCCGCUCCGCCCCCAGACGGUGUGCUGCAGCUGUCUGUACCCCUCUCGGGCUGGUUUAGGACACCUGGGGCCUCAUUUAUAAAAUGGACUUAGGAUCUAUUUUGAUCUUAAGUAUGACUUACGCAGAAAACCACGUGUAAGUAGUUAUUUAUAAAACCUUACUUUGACGUGGGAAUUAUCUUAUCUCUACGCAAAGUCUAGACUUGACGUAAGUGAUUUUCCUGCUGGUUAUGUAGGGAUAUUCUUUUUUUCCCUUGCAGUUUAAGGUCAGACACUUUCUUUUUCACAUCAGCCACAGUUCUGUCUUGCUGCCCCACCUCGUUCACUCGAGUGGCGACACACUCCCAAGCUACCUGUUUGGCUUUGUUUGUCAACCCACUAUUUAGUCCACUGAAUAAUAUGUGUUGCCUGUCUUCAAUCUCCUCUACCAUCGCCGUGAUCUCGUCUUCCAAAAAGUUUGCUUUUCUCUUUUGAUCCAUGGCUAAUCCUGACUAAACCCUCAUUUGUGCUAGCAUUCUAUAAAGGGAAAUUGCGGAUUGUAAGGCACGUUCAGGUGUCGUCAAUUUGAAGUUAAUUUGAGAUUUACAGAUCACAGGUGCAUAAGUUACAAAUGGACUUCUUAGAACCUGCGUAAGCAAGGUUGUUUAUGCUCAGUAUCUUUUAUGAAUCCAACGUAAGCACACCGUCUGAAAUGAUCUUACGACUAAGUUCAAAUAUAAAUCUAAGAACAUUUUUAUAAAUGAGGCCCCUGGUCAACAGGGUGGUGUGUGGGGACCCAGACAGUGGGCACAAUGCCUGGCUCUUCUACAGCCUCUCUGGGAGGGACGCAGGGCUCUUCCAUGCGCACGGCCCAUAGAUUUGAGGAGGAAGAUGCUACAUUCAGUGCUGGUGCAGGACAGUGGUAAGCCUGCUCUCUCCACCAGUGUGCCAGUCAAUAUCACUGUGUCUGAGAAGGGUGCAGACAUGUGGUCCCGUGUGGCUCAGUUGGUAGAGCAUGGUGUUUGCAACACCAGGGUUGUGGGUUCAAUUCCCACGGGGGACCAGUACGGAGAAAAAAUGUAUCAAAUGUAUGCAUUCACUAGUGUAAGUCGCUCUGGAUAAGAGUGUCUGCUAAAUGACUAAAAUGUAGACACGUCCUCCCAGCUCAGCAGGGCUCUGGCCUUACCCUGGCUCUGAUUGGCUAUCUGGCCUGUGUCUCGGUUGUGUGUUUGGUGACAAGCAUUGGCGUGGUGAUGCGCUGGAUGAGACACAGAGGCUACCUGACUUGGUUGGGCCUGGGCCCCAAGCGGGCCCUGCACUCCUACUCUCAUAAAGACCUCCACCUGCAGCUCAACAUGGACAGGUCGCUGCGUGAUGUGGAGGGGGGCCCCCCAGCAGUGACAGAGACAUUGUGUUUGUUAAAGCUCCCAUGAUGAACCAGAACACUGAGUGUAACCCUCUUCAACAAAUACACUAGGAAUGUAGCCUAUGUGAGGGCUCUCUAAAACUAAUGAGAUAAGACCGUGUCAAGACUUAAACGUAAGAGUGCAUCUGUAUAUGUGUGUGGGUGUUUAGAUGUUAAACCACUUGUGGUUACCUCUCAGGAAAAUACUUAGUGAUUUAAAGACACUUGUGAAAUCUCAGGGAAGUACAGAAUGUUUUGUUUGUGAUUAAGUGCUUAAAUCCCAGUGUUGUAUCCUCUUGUCUGCCAGGGGGAGACUGAAUAUUUCAUAUGACUGCGGAGGAACGCUCUCUGUACUAGACAUGCUAUUACACUGAGGGUGUUCUCACUCAACAUGUGUUCAUUUGCACAGUGACAGGGAUGGGGAGGGACAUGGUGAGUAGGAUGUGGAGGUAUGUGGCAGUACGGGUCAUAAUAAUGAAGAUAUCGAGGUCAGCUGUUGACCUUUGACUGCUUAUUGAAUGAGGUAAAGCUAAUAGAUUGGGGUUGUUGAAUUGAACCUAUAGCCAGUAGCCACCUCUCAUGACCUCACCAAACAGAGUGCCUGACUUUCUCUCUGUCUGACUUUUAUGUGACUCAUCCCUUUAAUUGGCAACUCCCUGAGUCAAGCCUCAGUCAUAAAUAAAUGGAAAUAGACCUUCAUAGAGAGGAUUGUUUUUUGCUGUAUACUUAUCACAUAUUUGACCUGCUUUUAAUCAGAACUAUAUUUGUCAUAUAUUGCUGAGCAUAUCUGUUUAUUGAACUUCAUGAUUCCUUGUUGCUUCAUAUGAAAGUACAGUAAUUACUCCUGCAUGGCACAUCACCCAUUCAUAGAGAGUAUUCCAGUGUAUGAGAGUAUUACAGGCCUGCAUAGGGCUUCUCUAGGCUGCAGGCCUGGCAGGGCUCUGUCUGUGUAAUCCAGCCCAGGGUUUAGAGGAUCAGUGGGGCAGGGCAGGGCUGCAGAUUACUGACUGACUGACUGACUGACUGACUGACUCUCUCUCUCUCUCUCUCUCUCUCUCUCUCUCUCU
Molecule: messenger RNA, 4748 nt
Organism: Salmo salar (Atlantic salmon)
Lineage: Eukaryota; Metazoa; Chordata; Actinopteri; Salmoniformes; Salmonidae
Source: RefSeq, a predicted model, not a curated record